Messenger RNA from Chlorocebus sabaeus (green monkey), 7366 nucleotides. The record is from RefSeq and is a predicted model, not a curated record. Lineage: Eukaryota; Metazoa; Chordata; Mammalia; Primates; Cercopithecidae.
GAUCCCAAGUGUCAUUUGGUUUCUGCUUCCGGAAGGGAAGGGCUACAAUGAUACCAUUCUACAGUGUGCAUUGGUUUUCCUGUCAAUCUACACGUCCUCAGAAUGAGAUUCCUUAGGCUUCUGUAGUGAAAGGGUAUUGCAUGUUUCACAGCCUGUGUGGGGACCCACUCCUGCUUUGGUUCAUGUAGUUAAUCCUUCCCUGGCUAACACUGCAUUUUCCCUCCUCAGCCAUGUUAUGUCACUUACCCUGCUUAGCCAGGGACAGACUGCAGCUUCUCAUUUGCUUUCAAGGCUGUGGACAGCGGCCACCUGUCUCAACACUUUUUAUCAUCAGAUGCUAUUCUGUAGUCCCGCCUUCCACACUAUACUUGAUUGCUUCUGAGUGCUUGUCUUUCCUAAAAUUGGACCCAUGGCCUCUCUCAAAUGCAAAAACACAGGGGAAAUAUUUGUGUUCUGAAGCCUACUUUUAGAUUUUUAAAAGGUGCUAAUCAUGUGGAUAACAUUAUGCUAGACAUGCAGAAAAUUACAAAGUAAGAAAAAGAAAUCUAGCCAGAGAAGAAGAGUGUGAAGAGAAAGUUGUUCAGGAAACAAUCUCAUAUGAUAGAGGGUCUUAAAUCCAUGACUGAAAUAUUUGAACUUUACCACUGGGAGUAGGUAUAUGGGAGAUACUGGAGGCAACAGGUUGGAAGAACAAAGAAACACAUUGAUACAGCACUAUUGUGCAGCAGAUUGGGAAGAGGUAAAAGGUACAUAGGGAGGUUGUUAGGAAGGUGGUAUAGUAAUCCCCUUGGGAGUCAAUUAUAUUUAAGACAUUUUAUAAAAUAGGAGAAAUUUUUUUUUAUUAUGAAAGCAAUAACGGUUUGAGAGAAUGUGGAAAUUUCUAAAACAUAUAAGGAAGAAAAAUGUCACCCAUAACCUCACAAUCUAAAGAUAAUUAUUGAUAUUUUAUUACCUUUCUAUGGACAUAACUGAGACCAUAUACAUGGAGUUUAAUACUCUUUUUAAAACUUAGCAUAAAUAUUUGCCCGCAUUACUAUUAUAUGAAAUACAAUCUAUAAGUAGUCACUAAGUCUACCAAAUGGAUGGUCCAUAAUCUGAUAGCAUUGCUGCCUUCGUUGGAUAUCCAGAUUAUUUCUAGUUUUAGCUAUCAGUAGUCAAAGUGCAAUAGUUGUCCUUUCUCUAAUAUCUUUACUUCUCUAAUCAUUUGCUUAGCAUAUAUUCAGAGGGCAAGUUCCUUUUCAGGUUCUUGAUGUUCCAUAGAGACAUUUGCUCCUCUUACACAAGCAGUGUGUGGCACUGAGAAUACUCAUUAUUAAAUAAUUGCGAAUUUGAUAGACAAAAAAGGUUAUCCUUUGCGAUAAGCAUUACUUUGCCAGUUAACUAUUAACAUGGUUGAACGUUUCACUUAACAAUUACAGUGUGAGGUGGGCGGAUCACUUGAAGCCAGGAGUUUGAGACCAGCCUGGCCAACAUGGUGAAACCCCAUCUCUACCAAAAACACACAAAAAGCAAAAAACAAAAAUUAACUGGGCGUGGUGGCGCAUGUCUGUAAUCCCAGCCACGUGGGAGGCUGAGGCAGCUGAGGCUGUUGGCUUCAUCUGUGUUAUUUUGGAAUUUACAAACUGUUUCCUCCUUUGCGAUUUUGUCCUAGCUGUUUCCUACUUUGGGGAGAGCCCUUCUCCCAGACCUCCACGUGCUGGACUCCUUGCCUUGACAUGGGCCUCUGCUGCACCAUAGACCCUUCUGAAGGGAGGACUUCCCCAACACCAUCUCCAUCACUUCAUCACAAUUGCUUUCAGGGUUCUCACCAACCUGAAAUCAUCCUUCAAAAUUUUCUAUUUACUUGACACUAGAAUGACUGUAAACUCUAAGAGGGUCUGUCUUCCAUACAGCUGUAUUUCCAGCACUCAGAAUAUCACCUGGAACAUAGUGGGAACUGUAUAAAUAUUUGAUGAAGGACUGAGCGAACUAAUGAAUGGAGCUCAAGGGAGAGAUUAAGCCCAGGACUGCAGGAAACCAAGUGCUUUAAGGACUUCUCUCUAGUGUCCCUGGCUGCUUCUUCCAUUUCUGGAAGUUCAUUUUAUCCCAACAAUAGCAGUCUACUACAGAAAUGCUGCUAUAUAUUCCCAAGCCUCACGGAGAGGAAAUAUGAGAACUUAAGGGCCUGAAAAGUAUAAAGAUCUUGGUGGAGCCCGAAACCCCCACCCCAACCUAAUACUGAGUUUUGGAAAGUUUAAUUGUUGCUUGUGAAUAUAUUUCUGUUUCAUUCUCAUUGGGAAACCUUAUCUGUGGGUUAUGGCCAAUAGGAAAUCAUCAGACAUUUAGACAUCAGACAUCAGGCAUCAUGUAAAAUACACAUUUGUAUAUGAAAUCUUUAAUCCAAAUUGUUGCCCUGCUACCCUUCUGAGUAGCCGUCAUAUCCUAGUCUGAGGGCCAAACAGAUUGAAGGUAAAAUUCAACCAAGCAGAAUUCUGUAAUGCCUUCUUCACACACAGAUUUGUUGCUUUUUGUCUGCUCUCAGAAUUAAGUAAUGAAUCUCUACAGGAAGUUGAUUUACUUCAUUUAAAAAAAACCAACUGAAAAUAUAUUUCCUAUGGCCACUGACUAAUGGUAAAAAACAUUAAGAAUAUUCCCAUUGUAAAAAUAUCUGCAAGUGGGAGAGAAUUAGACAAGCAGGGGGAUGGUGAUAAGCAUCAAUUACAUAUUAUACACCCUGUUAUGGAGGCUUUACCACUGCCACCUCUGAAAAAUGGGCUUUACCUCCCUAUCUAAAUGUAUAUAAAAUAAAAUCACAGGAUAGCUUUUACAUCAGAGCAGCAAAACUGGCAAAAUUUAAAAGUCUGACAUUACCAAAUAAUGGUAAGAACACGAAGCAAUGAAAUUAUUUUCCUCUAAAGAAUAUAGUUAUGGAAAAAAAUUGGGGCUUUUCUAAUACAAUUGGGGAUGUACCUACCCAAUGAUUCUGCAAUUCCAUUCACUAAACGACCCCUGAAAUACUCGCACAGAAGGACAUUACCAGAAUCUUAGGAGCAGCAAUGUUUAUAAGAGCAAAAUAUACAUUUGGAAAACCUUAAAUGUUCGAAGGAGAUGAAUACAUUUAAGGUUUUUUUUUCAAGGUAAUUGAGAAUCUGCAGUAAGUGUUAUAGUUUCCUGUUAUUUUUAAUUGCUAAGUUUACAAUGCCUGGAAUCAGUUCUGCCUUCAAAGCCAAGUGUUCAUUUUGCAUGUAUCAGGAAACCCAUUUGGCACAGAGCUCAUCCCAGGAAGUUAAGUUUCAGAUUCACAGAAUCAGUAGCAAAGUGCAAUAUCAGAAGUGUCCAGUGAGAGGCACUGCAGGGGACUGGGAUGGCCUGUCUUAACUUCAUACAUUUUGGGGCAACUAUACCCAUUAGACUUGGCAUAUAGUCCUCAGGCUAAGAAAGAAGAUAGGACACAAAUGCAUCUAUUCAUAAAGUGAAAAUGAAAAAAGAUAGCGUAAAAAAAAAGAUUUAGAAAUAACUUUCAACAGUGCUUAUAGCAAUAGUUCUGAAUGCAAAUCAUGUAACUUUUAUAAAAAUAGUAACACCUUAGUUUUGUUUUGGAUGAGGACAUAAACCCUGAAGAAUAUACAUAUAUAGAGGAACCUCGUUUACUGCUGAUGGUAGGGGAAAUAAAUAAUAAUCUCUAUUUAUAGCUUAAGAAAGAGGUCCUCAAAGAGUGGGAGCCGUAUGGGUCCCUGACAGAUCCUUCAAAAAGAUCUGUGCAAUCAAAACUAUGCUCAUCAUGAUAUUAAGACCUAUUCCUUUUUUAUUCUCAUUCUCUCAUUAGUGUAUGGUAGACCUUUUCAGAAACUAUAUGACAUAUAUCAUGAGACUGAUUGCAGAAGCAAAUAUGAGAAUCCAGUCAUCAUCUAGUCAGCCAGACAUCAAAGAGAUCCGCAUCUAUGCAGAACAAUGUCACUUUUCUCAAUAAGCCUGUUUUAGAAAGUAGUUACUUUUCAUAAAUUGUAUGAUAGUUGUGUUCACACGUAAUGGGUUGUUACUUAAAUAAGAAAGUAAAAAUUUAAAAAUUCUCACUUUAAUUUCUAACAUAGUAAUAUUGACAGGCAUAACCUACAUAGACAAAAGCACGUUGGAAUCCUCAAUACUUUUUAAGAGUGUAGAAAUCUGCAAACCACUGACCUUCAGCCCAUCACAGGAAGUUUUGCUAUUAGCACAAUUAUUGCAUCUUUGCUCCUUUGGUUGCUUUUGUCUCACUGUCUCUGAUCUUUCAAAGACCAUCUGGAAGAGCUUGGCCAGUCAUCUAUUGAAUGGAGAUUACAUUUUGAAUCUUUUCCUACAUCUCAGUGCCCUGUGGGACGACUCUGGGGUGUCUCCAGAUGGCUAGGGCAACAGGUCCCUGUUGACAUCACCUUAUGGGGAAGUUUUAGACAGGAACAGUCUUCAGGCUCUGAAGUACUUGAAGAGCACCAUGGGAUGCCUGCCUUACAGAAGUUAAUGAGCAUGACUCAGGCAGAUUUAUAAUUCUCCGUAGAAGCCAUUUGGGAUGCCUUCCACUUCGGGGUCAUUCCACAUAGACCAAUGCAGAGCAUGCAGUAACUGCUCAAAUGGGAUUUGGAAAGGAACGAACGGUUCAUUUAGAUGUUCAACUUGGAAUAGACUUAAGCAGACACUCCUGGUGAUGAAGGCCUUAGAUGCCAGACAAUCAGGCUCAGAGACUUUCAAGCCACUUCCUAGAGUGAUGUCACAUUCCUUUCUACGCUCCACUGGGGAAGGCAGGUCUGCCCCGCCCACGGUGGCGGGGAAAUACCUAGGCAUGGAAGUGGCAUGACAGGGCUCAGGUCCCUGCCAUAUCUUCUACUCUCCACGAGGUCCUGCACGCUUCAAUCCUGCAGCCCGGUUUGGGGAUGUGGUCCUUGCUGCUCUGCGGGUUGUCCAUCGCCCUUCCACUGUCUGUCACAGCAGGACUGUAACGAGAUUACAGGGGAGCGGUUUACUGUUUUGGAAACCAGGCUUUUGGUGAGCAAUGUCUCAGCAGAGGACAGAGGGCACUACGCGUGUCAAGUUAUACUGACACACUCAGGGAAGCAGUACGAAGUUUUAAGUGGCAUCACUGUGAGCAUCAGUACCACCCUGAUAGUGGACUGUAAUAUAACAGACACGAAGGAUAAUACAAAUCUACGAUGCUGGAGAGUCAAUAACACUUUGGUGGAUGAUUACUAUAAUGAAUCCAAACGAAUCAGAGAAGGGGUGGAAACCCAUGCCUCUUUUCGGGAACAUAAUUUGUACACAGUAAACAUCACCUUCUUGGAAGUGAAAAUGGAAGAUUAUGGGCUUCCUUUCAUGUGCCACGCCGGAGUGUCCGCAGCAUACAUUAUGUUACAGCUCCCAGCACCAGAUUUUCGAGCUUACUUGAUAGGAGGGCUUAUCGCCUUUUUGGCUGUGGCUGUGUCUGUUGUGUACAUAUACAGCAUUUUUAAGAUCGACAUUGUUCUUUGGUAUCGAAGUGCCUUCUGUUCUACAGAGACCCUAGAAGACGGGAAGCUGUAUGACGCCUACGUCUUAUACCCCAAGCCCCACAGGGAAAGCCAGAGGCGUGCCGUGGAUACCCUGGUGUUGAAGAUCCUGCCCGAGGUGCUGGAGAGGCAAUGUGGAUAUAAGUUGUUUAUAUUCGGCAGAGAUGAAUUCCCUGGACAAGCUGUGGCCAAUGUCAUCGAUGAAAAUGUUAAGCUGUGCAGGAGACUGAUUGUCAUUGUGGUCCCUGAAUCGCUGGGCUUUUGCCUGUUGAAGAACCUGUCAGAAGAACAAAUCGCGGUCUACAAUGCCCUCAUCCAGGACGGGAUGAAGGUUAUUCUCAUUGAGCUGGAGAAAAUUGAGGACUACACAGCCAUGCCGGAGUCCAUCCAGUACAUCAGACAGAAGCACGGGGUGAUCCGGUGGCAUGGGGACUUCACGGAGCAGUCACAGUGUGUGAAGACCAAGUUUUGGAAGACAGUGAGAUAUCACAUGCCGCCCAGAAGGUGUCGGCCGUCCCCUGCGGUCCAGCUGCCACAGCACAUGCCUUGCUACCGCACGACAGGUGAGCGGGUGGGAGGACACAAGGUUCGUCACGCUCUGAUGGAGGGUCUGUCGUUACGCGGUGGCUCACAGCUGGAGGAGGACACAUUUCAUCGGGGCCAUCCACUCUGAAGCUGGCAGUUGCGUAGUAGUGAGAGAGUCUGUUGCAUUUGUUGGCAUUUGUUUGCUUCGAUCAGAGCUGCUUCUUCAGGGAAAGACAUGGCUUCUGCAGAAGGCCCUUUUUAGCCUAUGGGCUUGUUGACACACAUGCACACUCACUGCGGCCUGGGUGCAUACAGCACGUGCGCCCCCUGGGAACAGGACAUGGAGGGUUUUAGAGAUGGCAGUGCGCAUGCCUGGAAGUUUGCCCAUGAUGUGGCACCCACGGAGUCUGAGAUGGGGGCCUCUGCUGUCGGGGGAUGACAGGAGGGCAGUCUAGCACCAGGAGGGUUGGCAAGGAUAGCAGUAUUUGUCCACGUCUGUUCAGUGUCCGCAGGGCCCCGUGCUCAGGGGUCAUUUGCUGUGUCCGUGUCUCUCUCACUCUGCCAGUUCAAAGAGCUGUGACUACAGCCUUAGCACUGUGCUUCCAGAAGCGAGUUAAAAGUCACCUAGACCAGUGGGGACCCACGGGUGUGGCCAUGACUGCCGCUUGGUCACCCUUCCAUGCUUUGAGAGGCUUUAUCUGUCAAACUAAAGCAAGCAAGAAUUCCUUCCCUUUCCCUUUUAGACACGUCAAGCAGAAUUCUGAGCAGCCUGUGAGAGACGCAGUUAGCACACAGAUGAUAGAAUUCUAGUCCGAGCAAGGCAAAGUCAGUUUCCAAUGAGCCAGUGUGCCCUUGUCACAGGUCAAUUUGUAAUUUAAUGAUUCACAAAGUUUUUUAAUACAAAAAAUUAGCUGUCAACCCUCAUCGCUUUUUUUCCAAGACCCUGGCCUGAGGGAAUUAGACAUAGCUCAACCCUCUGAGGCUGUGGUUGUUGACCCUGAGACUUAGCAAGCAGUCAGUGCGGGCUGGAGGGGAAUCAGCCUGGAGAACCAGCCGGUGGGGUCGGGGGCGGGAGCGGGAGCCAGAUGGAGUGGGGAACGGGUGGGUUGGGAGGCGCUGUGCCUUCAUUCACAGGCGGUGGGUUGUGCCCAGUGUGGGAUGGACUUUCAGGUGCUAAGGAGCCCACUCCUGUGUUUGAAGGAUUUCUGUUCCAAGGUAACCUCACAUUACACAUUUGUUUAGCAUCCUACAGAGGCCUUCACUUGACAUUGGUCCACUUUUUAUUUAACAUUUGCUUUUUAAAUUUUUUAUUUCGGUAAACUAUAUGCACAUAAAAUUUACCAUUUUAA